Messenger RNA from Antrostomus carolinensis (chuck-will's-widow), 849 nucleotides. RefSeq names its product sphingosine-1-phosphate phosphatase 1 (gene SGPP1). Gene Ontology annotation, biological process: sphingosine metabolic process. The transcript has 3 exons. NCBI's taxonomy places the organism in Eukaryota, Metazoa, Chordata, Aves, Caprimulgiformes, Caprimulgidae. Gene Ontology annotation, cellular component: endoplasmic reticulum membrane. The annotation marks the transcript as partial. The record is from RefSeq and is a predicted model, not a curated record. Gene Ontology annotation, molecular function: sphingosine-1-phosphate phosphatase activity.
GGCCGGAGGCUCAUCAUCAUCUGGGUGUGGGUGAUGUACCUGGGGCAGUGCACCAAGGAUGUCAUCCGCUGGCCGCGGCCUGCCUCCCCGCCCGUGGUGAAGCUGGAGGUCUUCUACAACUCGGAGUACAGCAUGCCCUCCACCCACGCCAUGUCGGGCACCGCCAUCCCCCUGGCGCUGCUGCUGCUCAGCUACGGCCGCUGGCAGUAUCCCCUUAUGUUUGGACUGAUCCUUGCAUUCUGCUGGUGUUCUUUGGUUUGCUGUAGUCGAAUUUAUAUGGGAAUGCAUUCAAUUUUGGAUGUCAUUGCUGGAUUUCUGUAUGCUAUUCUCAUCUUAGUGGUCUUCCAUCCAGUUGUGGACCUGAUUGAUAACUUCAACUUAACUUACAAAUAUGCACCCUUAAUUAUCAUCAGUCUCCACUUAGCCUUGGGCAUCUUCUCUUUUACUCUCGACACCUGGAGCACAUCGAGAGGAGACACAGCUCAGAUACUGGGCUGUGGUGCUGGAGUAGCCUGUGGCUCUCACAUUAACUACAUAAUGGAUGUAAAGCUAGAUCCUCCACCUGAUACCUUACCUUUAUCUCUUUCCUCUCUCACUGUGACUGUGUUUGGAAAAGCCAUAUUACGGUUGUUGAUCGGAGUCAUAGUUCUGUUAUUAACCAAAAUAGCGAUGAAAAAAGCCACUAUUCCACUGGCAUGUAAGAUAUUUUGCAUCCCGCGUGACGAUGUCCGGAAAGCGAGGCAGCGCAUGGAAGUUGAGCUUCCCUAUCGCUAUAUUACGUAUGGAAUGGUUGGGUUCUCACUCAUGUUUAUUGUUCCUUGCCUCUUCCAUUUUAUUGGUCUUUCUUGA